AUGUCAAGCUCUCUCAUCAAUCCCGCAAUCACUAAGCUCUACAAAAAGAGUAAAUCAAAUCAAAGUACCAGUACCUUAGAGACUAUUUCUGAGGAAAAGUCUUUCUUCUUAUGCACUAAGGCUAAGAAGGUCAGCAAAAGUGGUCUUUUUUCAAAUGACAGAUUUAUUUGUAUCGAUAACAACAGAAUUUGCUACUAUAGCAAACUUUCAUAAAAAAGCACUAUGAGCAUGAAAGAAAUGCAAAAAGUCACUCCUAAAUUAUCAUUCAAGCACUCUGAACUCCACUCUGUUCAAACAAAUCCCAACAAACCUAACAUGCUAAUCAUCAAUGUUCUUGGCAAUGUAGAAAUUAAAGGAUAACUUUAAAAAUUCAAGACAAUUCAAUAAAUUAAAUUUUUGUUCAAAAACCAAAAUGACCAAUUUAAGUACAAAAUGAUCAUGGAAAAGAUCAUUGAUAACGAAAAAUUAUGUUUAAACAAAUAAAACUUAGAAGAUUAAUACAUUUCUAUCUUACAUAACUUCUGA
Tetrahymena thermophila SB210 is the source of this 525-nucleotide messenger RNA. RefSeq lists its product as hypothetical. The transcript has a single exon. The record is from RefSeq and is a predicted model, not a curated record. Lineage: Eukaryota; Ciliophora; Oligohymenophorea; Hymenostomatida; Tetrahymenidae.